ACAGGUGGUCCGAGACUUGAUGUUGACCUGGGCGUAAGGAAAGCGGCAAAUAGCAAGCGAGAGGACAUUUUUUUGUUAUCUGGGAAGCUGCUUACUAAUCUGCCUCCACCUACCUAGUAAAGUAGCCUAUGAUGUUAGACUCUGAAAAACAUAUACGUUUUUACAUAGCACUGAGCCUGAGAAUGGUUACAACGCAGUUUUCCAUUGUUUAGCUAGUUAAAUAACUGAUGGUGGAAAUGAACGGCUGAGAUACGAUUCGUUGCCUUUUAGUGGAAGCAUGGAAAUGAAAGGAAAGGUUAAGUGUUAAAGCUGCUGCUGAGGGGGAAGCUGGCCAUGUCACGGGUUCCUACCCCUCCUCCACCAGGGGACAUGUCUACUGGACCUGUGGCAGAGAGCUGGUGUUACACACAGGUGAAAGUAGUCAAGUUCUCCUACAUGUGGACCAUCAACAACUUCAGUUUCUGUAGAGAGGAGAUGGGGGAGGUCUUAAAGAGUUCCACCUUCUCCUCUGGACCCAACGACAAGAUGAAAUGGUGUCUGAGAGUCAACCCAAAAGGACUGGAUGAUGAAAGCAAAGAUUAUCUGUCGUUGUAUUUACUUCUUGUUAGUUGUCCAAAAAGUGAAGUCAGAGCAAAGUUCAAGUUUUCCUUAUUGAACACUAAAAGAGAAGAGACUAAAGCGAUGGAAAGCCAAAGAGCCUAUCGGUUUGUCCAGGGGAAAGACUGGGGCUUCAAAAAGUUUAUUAGAAGAGAUUUCCUGCUUGAUGAAGCCAAUGGGCUGUUACCUGAUGACAAACUCACCCUGUUCUGUGAGGUGAGUGUGGUGCAGGACUCUGUGAACAUCUCUGGCCAGUCCAACAUGAACAUGCUGAAGGUACCAGAGUGCCAGCUGUCAGAUGACCUGGGGAACCUGUGGCAGUGUUCCCGCUUCACUGAUUGUUCCCUCUAUGUGGGAGGGCAGGAGUUCAAGGCACACAAAUCCAUCCUGGCAGCAAGAUCCCCCGUCUUUAACGCCAUGUUUGAACAUGAGAUGGAGGAGAGUAAAAAGAACCGUGUGGACAUCAGUGAUGUGGAGCCAGACGUGUUUAAGGAGAUGAUGGGAUUCAUCUACACAGGGAAAGCUCCCAACCUGGAGAAGAUGGCCGACAACCUGCUGGCAGCUGCUGACAAAUAUGCCUUGGAGCGUUUAAAGGUGAUGUGUGAAGAGGCUCUGUGCACCAGCCUCUCUGUGGAGAACGUGGCUGAUACCCUGAUCCUGGCGGACUUACACAGUGCCGAGCAGCUCAAAGCACAAGCCAUAGAUUUUAUCAACAGGCAAGUAUCUGUAGAAAGUCCCAGUGAUGAAUCCCUCCUGCCAGCCGUGUUUACCUUCUCUCAGCGCUGCUCUGUUAUCUCCUGUAGGUGCAGCGUCCUCCGACAGCUGGGCUGUAAAGAUGGGAAAAACUGGAAUAGCAGUCAUGCCACGGACAUAAUGGAGACGGCAGGCUGGAAGUCAAUGAUCCAGUCCCACCCUCACUUAGUGGCCGAGGCCUUCAGAGCCUUGGCAUCGGCACAGUGCCCGCCCUUCGGCCUGCCGAGGAAACGCCUAAAACAGUCCUGACUGCUACAGCCCUCUGAUCCAGACAGAGAGCUGAGGAAGCCCACUGAUCCAGACAGAGAGCUGAGGCAGCCCACUGAUCCAGACAGAGAGCUGAGGCAGCCCUCUGAUCCAGACUGAGAGCUGAGGCAGCCCUCUGAUCCAGACUGAGAGCUGAGGCAGCCCUCUGAUCCAGACUGAGAGCUGAGGCAGCCCUCUGAUCCAGACAGAGCUGAGACACCAUGGGGACACAGGACUAUGAAGAAGAGAUCCCCCCCAGUCCCCUCAUAGACUGUCCGUCUCAUCCUAUUGGUUUCUAUCUGAACAGGGCUGGUAGCAUGGGAGACUGACUCCAACUGGUAGAAAGUAACGUUUGGUUUUGGUCCUCAAGUUUUGUCGCUAUUUUUCUGUAAUUUCAAAUGGCCUUAAUCUAUCUCCCAUUGGAGCUGAUCCACUGUGUUCUCUCUAUUUGACUCUGUACCUGCCCCAUCCCACAGACCAGGCUGCCCCGUCCCACAGACCAGGCUGCCCCGUCCCACAGACCAGGCUGCCCCGUCCCACAGACCAGGCUGCCCCGUCCCACAGACCAGGCUGCCCCGUCCCACAGACCAGGCUGCCUCGUCCCACAGACCAGGCUGCCUCCAGAUUGCACUAGUUCCCAUAGUAAUUUUGAUAUGGAGUUCUAUAGGGACGUGUUAAGCGUUUGAUUCAUGGGAAAUAUUAUAUAUUUGUAAUGUUAAGCCCAUUUUGUGACUAGACAUUAAAAAUCGUGAACACUUUCAGUGCAAAGUCAAUUCUUUACACUUUUUAAAAGAUGAGUAUGCCCCAUAUUGAUGGCACCAUUUCUAUGUAAAUGACUGUUCAACCAUCUUCAGAAGGUGUUUCCUGGCGUUAAAAGACUGUGUUGAUGCUGUUAUUAUUGUAUGGAAGACUUGAACAUGUCGAUAGUCUCUGCCUCUACCCUAGAAAAAGUAUUGGACGAAUAGGAAAGGCUCUUUCCCCAAACAGUCUCCCAUUGGAUGAUGGGAGACUUAUGCAAAGAGCAAUCUAUAGAUUCAACUUCAAGAGAUUUAGGUUUCCAUACUACUACCAACAUGCAAAUAUUUGUACACUGAGUAUACAAAACAUUAGGAACACUUUCUCUUUCCAUGACAGACUGACCAGGUGAAUCCAGGUGAAAGCUAUGAUCCCUUAUUGAUGUUACUUGUUAAAUCCACUUCAAUCAGUGUAGGUGAAGGGGAGGAGACAUGGUAAAUAAGGAUUUAUAAGCCUUGAGACAUGACAUUAUGUAUGCGUGCCAUUCAGAGGGUGAGUGGGCAAGACAAAAGAUUUAAGUGCCUUUGAACGGGGUAUGGUAGUAGGGGCCAGGUGCACCCGUUUGAGUGUGUCAAGAACUGCAACGCUGCCGGGUUUUUCACACUCAACAGUUUCCUGUGUGUAUCAAGAAUAGUCCACCACCCAAAGGACAUCAAGACAACUUCACACAACUGUGGAAAGCAUUGGAGUCAGCAUCAGUGAGGAACUCUUUCAACACCUUCUAGAGCAUGCCCUGAAGAAUUGGGGCUGUUGUGAGGGCAAAAGGGGGUUGCAAACUCAAUAUUAGGAAGGGGUUCCUAAUGAUUUGUACGCUCAUGGUAUAUUCUUAAUCUAUUGUGCUUGGCAAAAGAUAAACGUGGGAAAGACUAAUGCAUGGUCCUGUAUUUUUUUCUGCAAUUAUCUACAAGUGUCUGUAAAGGAUUUUAAUUAAUUGAGUCCAGUCUCAGUGCAAACUAGGCUCCAACAGUCUUGGACAUGUACAGGGUGCUGAGUAUCACUGUCCAUUAUUACUGUCUUUGUUAUAGGGGUCAGGGGUCAGGCCAGCUUCACAUUCUAAGCAGUCAGGACCUCAAAUGAUUCAAUUCAUCAAUGGAAUAAAUGUAAACUUUUCCUGAUCUGAACCUGCAUGAAUGGUUCACGUUAGCCGUACAGCCAUGAUGUGUGUAUUGAUGGUUCACAUGUUGGUCGUUAACAGUGUGUCAUAGCUGCUGUUAUGUGGUAUGGCAGAUGCCUAUUUAGAAGAUUUUGUAAAUGACAGAAAGUGACAUCCUUUUACAUGGAAUUACUCAGUCAUUCUGUGUUCUGUUGCAAUGUUGGAAAAAGAUUGUUGUCUGAGAGAAUGCCUGCAUUAACUCAUUAAAGAUGCAUCUUUAUUUACCUGCCA
This is a messenger RNA of Oncorhynchus kisutch (coho salmon), 3775 nucleotides long. RefSeq names its product speckle-type POZ protein-like A. The coding region runs from base 334 to 1599 and encodes 421 amino acids. Lineage: Eukaryota; Metazoa; Chordata; Actinopteri; Salmoniformes; Salmonidae. The transcript is spliced from 10 exons. The record is from RefSeq and is a predicted model, not a curated record. Gene Ontology annotation, molecular function: protein binding.